This is a messenger RNA of Oncorhynchus mykiss (rainbow trout), 1967 nucleotides long. The record is from RefSeq and is a predicted model, not a curated record. NCBI's taxonomy places the organism in Eukaryota, Metazoa, Chordata, Actinopteri, Salmoniformes, Salmonidae.
UCCUCCCGAUCUGUAGAUGACGUUCCUCCCUACUUUAAGAUGGAGCCGGUCCAGACCCAGGUUCAUCUGGAGCGUAACAGACUGGUUCUUACCUGUAUGGCUGAGGGCAGCUGGCCUCUGGAGUUUAAAUGGCUCUACAACGCCACUGAGCUCACGCGCUUCUCUCUGGAGUACAGGUACCUGAUCCCGUCUCUGGACCGCUCCCAUGCUGGUUUCUACAGAUGCAUCGUCAGGAACAGAGUAGGAGCCAUCAUGCAGAGCAGCACUGAAGUACAGGUCGCCUAUAUGGGUGAUUUUGUGGAGGGGGAGCGUUCCCAGACUGUGUCCCAGGGAGAGGCUGCUCUGAUCCAGGCUCCACGCAUCCACAGCUUCCCACGACCACAGAUUACCUGGUUCAGGGACGGACGCAAGAUACCCGCCAGCAGCCGCAUAGCCAUCACCCUGGACAACACUCUGGUCAUCCUGUCCAGUGUGGCUCCUGAUGCUGGACGGUACUACACACAGGCUGUCAACGACAAGAACGGAGAGAACAAAACCAGCCAUCCUAUCCUACUGACUGUGGAGAACGUGGGGGGGCCUGUGGACCCCAUCACCCCCACCAUCAUCAUCCCUCCUAAGAACACCAGUGUGAACGCGGGGAGGAAUGAUGUCAUAAUGGAGUGUGUGGCCAAUGCUAGACCUCUGAUCAAGAUGGUUAUAACCUGGCGUAAGGAUGGUGUAGUGGUCAGUACAGGGAUACGUGACUUUGGCCGCAGGCUGACCAUCAGCCUCCCAGCGGUCAGUGACAGUGGUUACUAUGAAUGUGAGGCCACCCUCCGCAGCAGCACUGUGCCUCCGGUCAACGCAGGGGCCUACCUACAUGUUCUAGACCAUCCCCAGUUUGUGAAGGAGCCUGUCCAACACAUCAGUGCAGAGAUGGAGAAGGUGGUGGAUAUCCCCUGCCAGGCACGAGGUGUCCCCCAGCCAGACAUAGUGUGGUAUAAGGAUGCUGUGGUCAUCAGUCCAGUGAAGAUGCCCAGGUACAGGGUGUUAGUUGGGGGCAGUCUGCAGAUCAACGGUCUGUUACCGGACGAUACAGGCAUGUUCCAGUGCUUCGCCCGCAACCUGGCUGGAGAGAUACAGACCAACACCUACCUCGCUGUCACCAGUAUUGCCCCCAACAUCACGGCAGGUCCAGCUGACAGUGCUGUGAUUGACGGCAUGUCAGUCAUCCUCCACUGUGAGACCAGCGGAGCCCCGCGACCAGCUAUCACCUGGCAGAAAGGUGAACGUGUGUUGGCCAGUGGUUCUGUCCAGCUGCCCAGGUUCACCCUGCUGGAGUCAGGCAGUCUACUGGUCUCCCCGUCUCACCUUUCUGAUGCUGGGACUUAUACCUGCAUGGCCAGCAACUCCAGAGGCAUAGACGAGGCUGCCGCAGAUCUACUGGUGUGGGCACGGACCCGUAUCACCAAGCCACCUGCAGACCAGAGUGUCAUCAAGGGGACCAAGGCUGUCAUGUCUUGUGGGGUGACCCAUGACCCCAGUGUGUCUGUCAGGUAUGUUUGGGAGAAGAGUGGUUCAGUGGUGGAUGUGAGCACCUCUCCCCGGCUCCGUCUGGACACUGACGGGACCCUGCACCUCACCCAGACCUGGUCAGGUGACAUCGGAACAUACACCUGUAGAGUCACCUCUGUAGGGGGCAACGACUCACGCAGCGCUCACCUCAGAGUCAGGUUAACCUCACAUCUAGUUAAGAUCUCUCUCUCUCUUGGUCAGUCACUCUGUCUGGCGUUGUGUGUCCAUCUCUAUCUUCCUCCCAUCAUGCAGUAUUAUCCAUUCACUCUUCAUCUUCCUCUUCCUCUCUCUCUCUCUUCCCCCUCUCUGUGUCUCUCUUGCAACUGCAUACUGUUCUACAUUCACUAUCUGUCCCUGACCCUCUCUCUCUAACUCCCUCUAUCUCUGUCUCUGUCUCUGUCUCUGUCUCUCUC